AUGACUGAAUCAGAACAAGCUGUGGUCUCACUGCAGAACCCGACAGGAAAACAAUCAAUAUUUCACUGUGAGCAUCUCGGCUCUGACUCAGGAUGGUACCGAUGUGGACGGAGGUCAUCCUCAUCCAGAUAUUCAUACCAGGACUUUGAGCUGGUUGUUGCUGAAGCUCUGCUGGAUGGAAACGAAGUUCCUCACCUCCAUAAGGAACCUGGCAGCUCGCUGACAGUCGCCUGCUUCUUUGGUUUCUGGGGAAAAACCAAAUAUUUCUGCAGAGGAGGAUGUGAAGAAGUUCUUGUUCAGACUGAUGGAGUCGCAGCUGAGAGAGGCAGAUACAGCAUUGAAUAUGAAGGAGGAGUUCUGUAUGUGAGCAUCUCGGCUCUGACCCGGUCUGACUCAGGAUGGUACCAAUGUGGAUUGUGGACAUCUUCAUCCAGAUAUUCUUACCGAUACUUUGACCUGGUUGUUGCUGAAGCUCUGCUGGAUGGAAACGAAGUUCCUGACCUCCACAGAGACGCUGGCAGCUCUCUGACAGUCGCCUGCUCCUUUAAACGCUCUGGAAGGAAACGACAGUUCUGCAGAGGAGGAUGUGGAAAAGAUGAAGUUCUUGUUCAGACUGAUGGAGUCACAGCUGAGAGAGGCAGAUACAGCAUUGAAUAUGAAGGAGGAGUUCUGUAUGUGAGCAUCUCGGCUCUGACCCGGUCUGACUCAGGAUGGUACCGAUGUAACCUGGACUUGGAGAGAUGGCCAGAUGAAUACAGACACUUCUACCUCACUGUUACAGAUGCAGUUAAACCAACAACAACUUCAAGAAAAACAGCGACAACCAGGAGUUUCAGCUCCAGUGCAUCAAGUUUCACAGCUUCAGGUUCCUCUGCAGCCACCGACCGUUCAGCUCUGGGUGACGGCCAUCAAUCACCUGCAGACGUUCUGCUCAUCGUGGGUCUGGCUCUGGCCUUCAUCAUCAUCAUGUUGACUUUGGCUCUGCUGGUUUUCUGCAGAAGCAGAUCACAGAGACAUGACAAAGAUCCUGCUGAGAAAAGAAAGAAAACUCCUGCUGUUGAGACCAACAGAGAUUAUGAUGAAAUCAGAGAUGAGAUGAAAUCUGUUCCUGUGGAAAUCUGCACAGUUUACAGCUACGCCUCCUACAGUAAACCAGCUGCAACUGCAGCUGAUGGCGUCUGGAGCCUGGCGACUGCAGCUCUUCCUCUGGACGAGGCUGAAGAUGAUUUGACUAGACCAACCUACGCCCAGGUGAACUUCCUCAACAGAAGCUUGGACUGUCCGCAGAGACCUGACGACGUGGUUUACUCUGUUCCUCGGGUGGCUGUUGGCAGCCAUGUUGGAGAAGAGUCUCUGUACUCCAACACGGCGUAGCUUCAGGACCGCAGAGAGAAACCGGCUUUGGUCUGGUCAAAGCUGAAACGGCAGACGAUCCACUUUAGCUUCUUUUUAUCCAUUUAUUAUCAUAUGUGACCUUUGAUCUUUCAAGUCGCCUUUCUUUCCGAUUCAUUUCAGACCAAGUCUGGUUUGGUCAGAUCGUCUUUGCCUGGUGGGGGG
This is a messenger RNA of Poecilia latipinna (sailfin molly), 1557 nucleotides long. RefSeq lists its product as uncharacterized. The record is from RefSeq and is a predicted model, not a curated record. Bases 1 to 1374 code for a protein of 457 amino acids. Gene Ontology annotation, molecular function: signaling receptor activity. Lineage: Eukaryota; Metazoa; Chordata; Actinopteri; Cyprinodontiformes; Poeciliidae. Gene Ontology annotation, cellular component: cell surface. The transcript has 9 exons.